AUAAAUUCUUCAAUAAUAUUCAAUAGUUCGGUGUUGUUCCGAUUACUUACAUUGGUUAAAAUUUUCAUAACAUAAUAACGUAAAUAUUAUGAAGUCUAACUUAGUUAAUUCGAUGUGUAACAUUACUACGGAAACAUUAAUCGUUGCCGAAAGUUGAAGUGAUCAACAUGGAACCAGGUGAUAUAUUCGACUGUGCUUUCAGCGUAAAACAGGAAAAAAUCGAUAUGUCGCUAAAUGAUAAUGAAGAUUAUCAAACAAUCGACAAGGCCCCUCAUGUACAAAACAUUGAAUUAUCCCAAUUUAUCCAUGGAAAUUCAAUCCAAAGUCUUAAACAAGAGUAUGAUGAAACAGCUGAGCCUCAUGAAGACAUGGAAAUAAUUUUAGAGUGUAAAGACGUAAAGCCUGACAAGGGUUUAUUAGUAGUUAAGAAAAUGGAGGAUUCUUCUGAAAAUCAUUUGCAGAAUAUGAUAUUCAGCGAUCAAACUCAAAAAACAAUAAUUGUAGAAAAUGCUGGGGUAGUAAAAAAAGAAUUUGUUGGUGAAGAGGCAGAAACAUUGACUAUUAAUUCCGACUGUGAACUCAGUAAGCAAAAUGAUAAGAGAAGAGUAGAAGAAACAUCAAUUUACAAACAUAGACUCAAUACAUCCAUCGAUAAAGUGAAUUGUAGUAUCACGUGUGAUACAUGUGGAUUGAAAUUUAAAACAAAACUUGGUCUCAAACGCCACAACGACGUGAAACAUAAGGGUAUAAGACAUGCAUGUAAUGAGUGUGGAAACUCAUUCACACAGAGAUCUCAUCUUAAAACCCACAUUGAAACGGUGCACAAUGGUAUUACACAUGCAUGUAAUCAAUGCUUAAGAUCAUAUUCACGAAAAAGUUAUCUCAAAAUGCACAUCGAUAACGUGCAUAAUGGUGUAUCUCAUGUAUGUAAUGAGUGUGGAAAAUCAUACGCACAAAGAUCUCAUCUUAAAACCCACAUUGAGUCGCUGCACAAUGGUGUUACAUAUACAUGUAAUCAAUGCGGAAGAUCAUAUUCACAAAAAAGUUAUCUCAAAAUCCACAUCGAUAAGGUGCAUUUAGAUAUCACCUACGUAUGUGAUGUAUGCAAAAAGAAUUUCUCAACAAAGAGUAAUCUCAACAUACACAUCAAUUCAGUGCAUAAAGGUAUUAGCCACAAGUGUGAUUUAUGUGAAAAAAAUUUUAAAUAUCGAAGUCAUUUGUGCAAUCACGUGAAAAUGUCGCACAAUGGCAAUACUCAUACAUGUAAGGUAUGUGGAAAGACGUUCGGGCAAAGAAAAAAUCUCCAAGCCCACAUCGACAUAGCGCAUACUCGCGCAUCGUGACUUGAUUAAUGUAUAAAAUUUACGUUCAAUUUCUGUUAAAAACCCCAAUGUACAAUCCAGUAUAUUUGUUCGAAAGACUAAUUUAUAAAAUGUUCAUUCAUUAUGAUAUGAAGAAUUCUUUUUGUAUCAUAAUACAUCUCUGUAGCAUAAGUAAAAAUAAAAGU
Trichogramma pretiosum is the source of this 1507-nucleotide messenger RNA. RefSeq names its product zinc finger protein 616-like. Bases 168 to 1343 code for a protein of 391 amino acids. Gene Ontology annotation, molecular function: DNA-binding transcription factor activity; RNA polymerase II cis-regulatory region sequence-specific DNA binding. The record is from RefSeq and is a predicted model, not a curated record. NCBI's taxonomy places the organism in Eukaryota, Metazoa, Arthropoda, Insecta, Hymenoptera, Trichogrammatidae. The transcript has 3 exons. Gene Ontology annotation, biological process: regulation of transcription by RNA polymerase II.